CCUGCCGACGCUCGCCUCCAGCCUCCAGGUUUGAACUCGCCGUGUCCUCCGCCAGGUGCGUCCUUCCAGGUUUGUUUACUAGGGACGCUCUUCCUUCCGGGUGUGACAAUGUUUUUCACCCUUUCUUUGAGUUUAUCAUUCUCUCCCCUGGGCUUCCACAUCACUGUGCUGUGGAUAGUCGCGCAACUCUCACCACACCAGUUUACAAUUUAGGAAUAAUAAUGGCUACCACUGACUCAGUCAAAACAAAGGUGCGUCGAAUUGCUGAGCGCCGGACCACACUGCUGGGCUUGACCCCUCAGGGCCACCGUCCCCACCCGUUUUUCCGGCUUGCCUUAAAACGCCCACCGCGUAAGUGCGUAGGCGGGAGGGCGGGCUCAAGUCAAGCUGGCGGAGUCCAUUGGCUGUACAGGGCCGAGGGAGGCGGAGUGAGGCCUCAGCGUGACGUAAGGACGCUAAGGACAGGACGUCGAAGCCAAAGGACGGCAAGAGACAGCCGGGCGGCCGAGCCGCGUCGUGGCCGUGUUGCUAUCGCCUUGGGACGUUGCUAACGUGUCGUGGAAACAAAGGGCCCCGACAGUGAAAAAGCAGUCUGGCUCCCGAGGUCCACCCCUUAUACCCCAAGGUCCAGAUGGCGGCCAACGUGGGUGAUCAGCGUACCACAGAUUGGUCCUCUCAAUACAGCAUGGUGGCUGGGGCAGGCAGAGAGAAUGGCAUGGAGACCCCAAUGCACGAGAACCCGGAGUGGGAGAAGGCUCGCCAGGCUUUGGCCAGCAUCAGCAAAGCAGGAGCUGCCGGCAGUUCCACCAAGGCCAGCAGUAAUGGGCCUGUGGCCAGUGCACAAUACGUGUCACAGGCAGAAGCUUCAGCUUUACAGCAGCAGCAGUACUACCAGUGGUAUCAGCAGUACAAUUACGCCUACCCCUACAGCUACUACUAUCCCAUGAGCAUGUACCAGAGCUACGGCUCCCCCUCCCAGUACGGGAUGGCCGGCUCCUAUGGCUCAGCCACGCCCCAGCAGCCAUCAGCACCCCAGCACCAGGGGACUCUGAACCAGCCUCCAGUCCCUGGCCUGGAUGAGAGCAUGUCCUACCAGGCUCCGCCUCAGCAGCUGCCAGCAGCCCAGCCUCCUCAGCCCUCCAACCCCCCUCAUGGGGCUCAUGCGCUGAACAGUGGCCCUCAGCCCGGGACAGCCCCAGCCACACAGCACAGCCAGACGGGGCCCGCCUCGGGCCAGGCCUAUGGGCCGCACACCUAUACUGAGCCUGCCAAGCCCAAGAAGGGCCAGCAACUGUGGAACCGCAUGAAACCUGCCCCUGGGACUGGAGGUCUCAAGUUCAACAUCCAGAAACGGCCCUUUGCUGUCACCAACCAGAGCUUUGGUUCCAACGCAGAGGGCCAGCACAGUGGCUUCGGCCCCCAGCCCAACCCUGAGAAAGCCCAGAACCACAGCGGGCCUUCUGCCCGGGGAAACCUGUCCGGGAAGCCCGACGAUUGGCCCCAGGACAUGAAGGAGUAUGUGGAGCGUUGCUUCACUGCCUGUGAGUCGGAGGAGGACAAGGACCGGACAGAGAAGCUGCUCAAGGAGGUGCUGCAGGCCCGGCUGCAGGAUGGCUCAGCCUAUACCAUCGACUGGAGCCGGGAGCCUCUGCCAGGGCUAACCCGGGAGCCUGUGACUGAGAGCCCCAAGAAGAAGCGGUGGGAGGCCCCUAGCAGUCUUCACCCUCCUAGGGGGGCAGGCUCGGCGACGAGGGGCGGGGGUGCCCAGUCCCAGCGAGGGACACCAGGGGCUGGGGGUGCUGGCCGAGCCCGGGGCAGCAGCUUCACCAAGUUUGGCAACCGAAAUGUCUUCAUGAAGGACAACAGCUCUUCCUCCAGCACAGAUUCCCGUUCCCGCUCCUCCUCCAGGUCCCCGACCCGCCACUUUCGCAGAAGUGACUCCCACUCGGACUCUGACAGUUCCUACUCAGGGAAUGAGUGUCACCCUGUGGGCCGCAGGAACCCACCUGCCAAGGGCCGAGGUGGUCGAGGGGCCCACAUGGAUCGGGGCCGAGGCAGGGCACAGCGUGGGAAGAGACACGAUCUAGCUCCAACCAAGCGCAGCCGCAAGAAGAUGGCAGCCCUGGAGUGUGAGGACCCCGAGCGUGAUCUUAAGAAGCAAAAGCGGGCAGCCCGCUUCCAGCAUGGACACUCCCGCCGCCUACGCCUCGAGCCCCUGGUGCUGCAGAUGGGUAGCCUGGAGAGCAGCGGGGCCGACCCUGACUGGCAGGAGCUGCAGAUUGUGGGCACCUGCCCUGACAUCACCAAGCACUACCUGCGACUCACCUGUGCCCCUGACCCAUCCACCGUGCGCCCUGUAGCAGUUUUAAAGAAGUCGCUGUGCAUGGUCAAGUCCCACUGGAAAGAGAAACAAGACUACGCCUUUGCAUGUGAACAGAUGAAGUCGAUCCGGCAGGAUCUGACGGUACAAGGUGUCCGCACUGAGUUCACAGUGGAGGUGUACGAGACCCACGCCCGCAUCGCCUUGGAGAAGGGAGACCAUGAAGAGUUUAACCAGUGCCAGACGCAGCUUAAGUCACUAUAUGCUGAGAAUUUGCCCGGCAAUGUGGGCGAGUUUACUGCCUACCGGAUUCUCUAUUUUAUCUUCACUAAGAACUCAGGAGACAUCACCACAGAGCUGGCAUACCUCACCCGGGAACUGAAGGCAGACCCUUGUGUGGCCCAUGCCUUGGCGCUAAGGGCGGCGUGGGCUCUGGGCAACUACCACCGCUUCUUCCGGCUCUAUUGUCAUGCACCCUGCAUGUCUGGCUACCUCGUGGACAAGUUUGCAGACCGGGAGCGCAAGGCUGCCCUCAAGGCAAUGAUCAAAACGUAUGUGGCGCUGAGCUCCCCCUCUGCCCUCUGCUCUUCUGGCCCUUUUGCCUCACAUUGCCCCCAACACACUCCUGGCCACAGGCCGCCUCGUUCCCCAUUGUUGGGGCCACCUCCCCCGUGUCCUGGCUUUCUCUCCCACCUCUUCUUUCGUUACUCAGCUCUUCUCUCUGCAGCCCCUUUUGCUUUCCUUCUCACAGCCAUUCUCUGUGUUCCGGGUCCCUCCUCCGUGCCCUCCUCCUUCUCUUUCUCCUCCCACCAUUCUUAUCUCACUGCUCCUGCGUUCCCAUCUCCACCCCGUCCUGUGCUUCUCUUCCUCCUGUUCAAGUCUGCCUGGACCCUAAUUCAUCUCUUGGCUCUGAGCUCUGGCCUCCCUUCCCUCCAAGGUCUCUGUCCACCUUUUACAGCUUCUCACUAUGCUCUCACUCUGUAGAAACAACCUAGACAGCUUUCGGUCUAACUGGACAGGGCCCAUAUUCCCACUCAGCUCCUCUAAGAGUGCCAGAAACAUUUAGGGAGACCCGUUGAUGGGGCAGCCAUGCUGCAGGUGGUGCAGAAAGGCUGUUGGACAGCUGGGCCCUGGCUUACUGAGCAGGUCCUCUGUUUACCAGACAUUGGGUUGGGCUCACUGGGUGUACUGGGGGAGAUGCUUGACUCAUGCCUAGACCCCUUGGUUCUCAGUCCAGGGAAUGAAGGGACCCCAGGGAAUAUCAGACAAUGUCAGGAGAUGUUUUUGGUUGUCACAGCAAAGGGAUGCUACUGGAAUAUAGUGGGUAGAAGCCAGUGAUGCUGCUAAGCAUACUGCAGCGCCCAGGGUGGCCCCCACAGGGUAAGCUGGCCCCAAAUGUCAGUGUUGCGGAGGUUGUGAAACGCCAGUCGAAGAGGUGGGUUGGUAGGCUGAGGGGUCUUGAAUGCCAGGCCAGCUGGCCUCUUGAUGACAGUAGUAGUCACAGGAUGGUUUGGAGCUGGGGAUGGGCCAUGGAGGUUAGGAAACUCGUUCUGGGAUCUAGUUUGGGUAAAGCCAACUUUAGGGAGAGGCUGAGCUAGGGUGGACCCCACAGGAGCAGAAGAGGACAUGGGGUGGUACACAUGCAGGAGGCACAGUGCACAGCACUCAUCACUAGCUCAGGAAGUGACGAAGGAGGAGACAGUGAGGCCACCCAGCCCUCUGUGACUUGAUAGGGCCCGAGACGGGCAGCUGUUAAGCUUCAGUGCUAUACAUGGUGUGUGGUUGGAUGAACCAGCCUUGGCUGGUGACACGGCCCUGAGUGUCCUUUGUGGGUGAGCCCUGGUUUGUCAUUGGCCUCAGUUUCAGUGCCUUCCUGCCUAGGAGGCUGGAGCCACCACUCCUUGACAAGCAUCCUUCCUCAGGCCCCAGAGCUGUGUCCUUGCAGGCCAGCUCAGGCUGGGAGACGGAGCAGGCUCUCUGAUCCCAGGGUCGCACUGGCUUUGGAGCAGAACCAGCUUCUAGUACUUAGUGCCACUCACUCAGUGCCUUUAUUGAGUGUGUGUAAAGGGCCUGGCAACGCGGCCUCUGUAAAAGGGUCCUGUGAGUUAAUGGGAAGCUCUGGGGACAGCUGAUUGCUGGCACAUGUCAAGUGCGCAACCAAUAGUAUCUCUUCUUAAUAGCAACCAAAAAUUGCUGCUUUGAGUAUAUAGCAAUGAGUGCUGGCUGGUACACCUGUGCUCAGGUUCCCAAAAGCACUCUGACCCAGGGCAGGGGAAGCAGCAAGGGCUGGGGUCCCCAGGGUGGCACCGGCAGCCCCACUGUCCUGUCCCAUCCCAUGUGCUUCUCCCUCCAUCUGGUCACUGCCCCUCAGCCAGCGGAGGAGCCCGCUGGGCCCUUUCCCUCCCGGCCCCUGCCCUUCCUGACCCCCUGCACAGGUAAGUGAGGGUGAGGGGGGGCACAGCUGGGGACUGGGGCCACCAACCCCACCCCGGGCCCCCCCAAGCCCCUGAGGUGGGGAGGUUGGGAGAGGGUGGGGGAGCCAGCAGGUACCGUCCUGAGGAAACCCUGUGGGUACCCGAAUGGGGGGCCUCGCUCCCUCCUCGUGGGGCCCUCGCCUGCCCGCCUCAUCGCUUUCUCCUCUUGUCUCCGUAGCUUCCGCCCUGCGCUGCCAGUCUCCUACCUGCAGGCCGAGCUGGCCUUCGAGGGCGAGGCCGCCUGCCGGGCCUUCCUAGAGCCCCUAGGCCUGGCCUACACGGGCCCGGACAACUCCAGCAUCGACUGCCGCCUCAGCCUGGCGCAGCUGUCAGCCUUCUGAGCACCCAGCGAGGAUGGGGGCGGGGGGGCAGGGGCUGCAGCCCCCCAACGCCGCCUUUGCGGAUUUUGUUUUUGAGCCGUGGACUUGGGUUGUAAAUUAAUUUGUGGGGAUCAGGCUCCAGGAAGAGCCACUGUCCCUGCCCCCGUUUUCCCACCGGGGAAUCUGUACAGAGAUUUUUUCUACAUUUUUAUUUUUUGCCUCAGAGGGAUGGGAUUCGGGGAGGAGGGAGUGGGACAGCAGAGGGUUGGGGGCAUGGUCUGUAGGCUUGUCUGUCCACCCUUCACCUCCACUAAUGCUGUCUCAGUGUUUUUUCUCUCUCUCUUUCGAGCUUGUACUCCGGUACCCGACCCGGCGCCCUGGCCUAUCCCAUGCCAGGGGGGCCAGUGGAAAGAAGACAGGCUGUCCAGCCCGGGCCCGCCUGCGGCGGGGGCAACCAGCCACCCAGCCCACCGCCUGCUGUCUCAUCUGCCUCAUCACAGACUCUUGUUGCCCAGCCCUCUGGGGCCUCAGUGUUUGGGGUGAGGGGAGCUGCUUAGAGACUAUGCCCCACCCUCGGCCCCCCACCCCAGAAACGCCAAUGCCAGCACCACCACCACAGAUCCACCACCACGGCGCACUGAGGACUCCGGAGGCCAUCGCGGGACCUCGCCGGCCGGGCCGCCUCGUCUCAAGUUGUAUUAAGUUGUCUCCGUGUCCCCUCCUCCCUCUACCCCCAAUGUUUCUUCUGGUUUUUUUUUCUCCUUUCCCUCCCUCCCUCUUCCUGCUUCCCAUCCCCCCCUUGGUUCAGCACAGGUAAAAUGGUUACCCCUCCCUCCCCGCCUUCAUGGAUCACCAGCUCACGUCAUGUUUCCUUCUCUUUUCUUUUUGUGUGUGUUUAUUUAAGUUAUUUUUCUUCUUCCUCCCCCUUUUCUUUUUGGUCCUCCCUCCCUCUUCUGCCAUGUAACUGGAGGAUGUGCUAUGAGUUUGCAAACAGCUGGACUGUCAGGCUGCUUUUUUUCCAGAUGUUCCUCCUCUGCCUCCCCUUCCCCUCCUCUCCUCUCCCCUUUCCUUCCUUCAUUCUUUCCUUGGAGCACUGAGCACCAUUUGGAAGCUUGAGAGAAACCAAAAUUAAAGAGAGAGAGAGAGAGAGAAAGCA
Molecule: messenger RNA, 6270 nt
Organism: Microcebus murinus (gray mouse lemur)
Lineage: Eukaryota; Metazoa; Chordata; Mammalia; Primates; Cheirogaleidae
Gene: LENG8
Product: leukocyte receptor cluster member 8
Cellular component (GO): nucleus
Source: RefSeq, a predicted model, not a curated record